CAUUGCCCGAGGCAUGGAAAGCGCUGGCAGUGAAUCUUACUCGCCGUAUUCCUCUGACACGCCCAUCCUUUGCUACCAGUCGCCAUGACUGUCUCCGCCGAUGCGCCCAAUGGGCAGUCCACCUUCAAGUACCCGAGAAUCAAUGAACAACCCGAGAAUCCCUAUGUCAAGCUCAUCCCCGACCAGAGCAUUGCCAUCGUGCCCUCCUUCACGCUCGAGUCCGGCGUGACCAUGCGCAAUGUCCCCGUCGCCUACAAAACAUACGGCACUCUUUCGCCGGAGGGUGACAAUGCCAUGGUCAUCUGCCACGCACUGACUGGCAGUGCCGAUGUCGGGGACUGGUGGGGGCCGCUGAUGGGGGGACCGGGCAAGGCGUUUGACGUAUCCCGCUUCUUCGUGUGCUGCUUCAACAGCCUGGGCAGCCCGUACGGCAGCGCCAGCCCGGUGACGAACAAGGACGGCGACCCGGAGCAGGGCCUAUACGGGCCCGAGUUCCCGCUGACGACGGUGCGCGACGACGUCAACCUGUUCAAGCUGAUUCUCGACGACCUCGGGGUCAAGCAGAUCGCGGCCGUGGUGGGUGGCUCCAUGGGUGGGAUGCUGGUGCUCGAGUUUGCCUACUUUGGCCGUGACUACGUCCGCUGCAUCAUUCCCAUCGCGACGUCGGCGCGCUACAGCGCGUGGGGCAUCAGUUGGGGCGAGGCGCAGCGCCAGAGCAUCUACUCAGACCCCAAGUACGACGACGGGUACUAUGCCUUCGAGGACCCGCCGUCGACGGGGCUGGCGGCCGCGCGCAUGUCCGCCCUUUUGACGUACCGGAGCCGUGACUCCUUCGAGUCCCGCUUCGGCCGCAACAUCCCCAACCCCUCGCUGCGCCAGAACAUCAACGGCGUGCAGCGGCCGUCGUCUUCGGCCGGGAACGAGCAUUGGGCCAUCCACAACGAAGGGCAUAAGAACGCGCGGUCGCCGCGGCCGUCGCGCGUGGGCUCCAGCGCGGACAUUGCCUCCACGGUGCCCGCGGCCGCGAAGACGGACGUCGAGAUGAGCGCGGCUGCUGCGCCCGCGACGCCUCCCCCCACGACCCCGACCCUCACGGGCCCCAUCCGCAACAAGAAGCGCACGCCGACCUACUUCUCCGCGCAGUCGUACCUGCGCUACCAAGGCGACAAGUUCAUCAAGCGCUUCGACGCGAACUGCUACAUCGCGAUCACGCGCAAACUCGACACGCACGACGUAUCACGCGGACGGGUCUCAUCCGAAAACAACGACGAAGACGAAGACCUAACCUCGUCAACCACCUCACUAAGCUCGACGUCGCUGCUGCGCACCUCGCUGUCGCAGAUCACGCAGCCGACGCUCAUCCUCGGCAUCCAGUCGGACGGGCUCUUCACCUUCGCCGAGCAAGAAGAGCUCGCGGCCGGCAUCCCUGGCGCCGAGCUCAAGACCAUCGACUCCCCCGAGGGCCACGACGCCUUUCUCCUCGAGUUCGAGCAGGUCAACGGCCACCUGCAGGCGUUCCUGCACGCCUGCUUGCCGGACAUCAUGGCGCGCACGCCGAGCGAGGCCGUUGCGGCCGCGGCGCCCGCCGAGGAGCUCGGCGUCGCGAAGAGCAGCACGUUUGGCGAGGCGGAGGUCGACGAUAUCACGGCUUGGUAG
Molecule: messenger RNA, 1656 nt
Organism: Aplosporella prunicola CBS 121167
Lineage: Eukaryota; Fungi; Ascomycota; Dothideomycetes; Botryosphaeriales; Aplosporellaceae
Exons: 2
Coding region: 85-1656 (523 amino acids)
Biological process (GO): L-homoserine metabolic process
Molecular function (GO): homoserine O-acetyltransferase activity
Source: RefSeq, a predicted model, not a curated record